AUGACCAAUUCAUGGGAAACCAAGGCUGAGAUAUGCCGCAAGAUUCUCACGGACUCCCUGAACCAGGAAUGGCUUCUUCCACAAGCACAAUUACCUCCUCAAUCCACAACAAAUAUCAUGAUGUUUCCUGACACGUGUGGGAAGCUAACGGAUCGCGAGACGGCCAUCACCAAGUUGACAGCAGAAGGUCUCACAAAGAGAAUGGGGAUUGGCGAAAUGACUGCUACUGAGGUAGUCAUCGCCUUCCUCAAACGCGGCCACAUCGUUCACCAGCUAUGCAACUUUGCGACCGAGUUUUUGGUCAAAGAGGCACUUGAGCAGGCCGCAAAGCUCGACAAACAUUUCGAAGCCACGGGCAAGCUAGUUGGACCACUCCAUGGUGUACCGAUCUCGGUGAAGGAGCACUUUGGUUUCAAGGGCAAGGUGUGCCAUUCUGCCUACGUCUGCUUCAUUGACCACAUUCCAAGCGAAGACGCCUUGAUCUUGAGAAUACUCCGUGACGCAGGCGCGGUGCUCCACGUCAGAACAAAUGAGCCUCAGAUUUUAAUGUCCGGCGAAACCGACAAUCCUAUCUAUGGAGUAUCGGUCAAUCCCUAUAAUCGAAACCUCACACCCGGAGGGUCUAGUGGUGGUGAAGGCAUCGCCGUCGGCACGCACUGCUCAGUGAUUGGUCUAGGAACAGAUAUUGGAGGCUCUGUCCGUGUGCCGGCCGCGUUUUGCGGAGCGUACGGUCUGCGCACGACCGCGCUACGAAAUCCCUACAAAGGGAUUUUCUUCCAGCCUGACGGACAGGAAAGUAUUCGAUGCAUCGCUGGACCUUUGGCAAACAGCCUUGAAGACAUCAACUUGUUUGAGAGCGUGGUCUUGGGCAGUGAACCAUGGGACGAAGAAACCAGUUUGGUACCUCUUCCAUGGAAGAACGUGGCGCCACCGAGUGUCAAUGAUCUCACUGUGGGUGUCAUCUGGGAAGACGGUACAUGUCGACUCCACCCACCGAUGCUUCGUGCGCUCCGAACAGUGGUCUCACAACUCCAAAAUGCCGGGGUAAAGGUGGUAGAUUUCGAGCCAUUUGAGCAUUCAACGAUCGUGGAUGUCGCAAAAAAGCUCUUCUUCGCCGAUGCAGGGCAGUCACAGAAAGAAAUGCUCGCUGAUGGAGGAGAGCCAAUCGUGGCCCUGACACAAUUUGCCUUUGAUUUCGCCGUGCAAGAGCCCAUGACGGUCAGAGACAACUGGGCUCUGAACGAUAAGCGGGAGGGGUAUCGAGCAACAUACCAUCGUCUAAUGAAAGAACGCGGGGUCGAUGUCAUUCUGUCGGCUGCAUACCCAGGUCCUCCGGCAGAGUUGGGAACAUUUCACUACUGGGCCUACACAACUGUGUGGAAUCUCCUAGACCAGCCCGCAAUCACAUUCCCAACUGGCUUGACUGUCGAUCAAGACCUGGACAAGCCCUUUGAGAAAUUCACCCCACGGUCGGACGUAGAGAAGAAGGAGUUUUCCAAAUGUCAGAUUCACACCUUCAGUGUUGCGCAACCAGACGGCUAA
Fonsecaea nubica is the source of this 1542-nucleotide messenger RNA. RefSeq lists its product as hypothetical. Bases 1 to 1542 code for a protein of 513 amino acids. The transcript has 4 exons. The record is from RefSeq and is a predicted model, not a curated record. Lineage: Eukaryota; Fungi; Ascomycota; Eurotiomycetes; Chaetothyriales; Herpotrichiellaceae.